AUGUCAAACUCUACCCAAAACACUUAGUCCUUUAAGUUUCGAUCCAAAAUAAGGUAUCUAUUCUAAAUCACAAACCCCUCAAGUUUCUUCUAGGAGACUCAACAGCCAACCAAAAUCAUCAAACAUUACAAAGAAGAACUCAAAAAUAUAUUAGACUAUCUCCAAGAUCGAGCACCCCUCCUCCCCAUCUCUAAACCAAAUCAAACCACACUCUACAUCCAAACCUAUUACAAAAUUGGCUACAAAAGCACUUUUUGUGAUGAAACCAAAGAUCACUUUGAAAAUUUAAUUGAGGAAAUUAAAUUAAAUAUAUUCAAAAAGUACCCAUUCAUCUCCAUUAUCCAUGAAAAACUCAAACAACACACUCAACAACACCAUGUUCACAUACAAUUUUAACAACUAAAUGAAACACCCCUUGUCUUAUAUUCCAAACAACACUCCAAAGAACAACUAACACCAAAACUGAUAUCUGAUCUUAUCUGGCUUUCCUUGCAUAAAUUCAAUCUCACCAUCAAUCUUGAUUGCACCAACAAAUACAUCCAGUCCUUAAAAGAAGAUCAGAAUCAGUAAAACAAUAUCCUAGAGGCAGUGAAGAUUACCAUCCGCCAAAAGGAAUUAAAUUAAACGCAGAUUGAAAAACAUUCCACUCCCAAAAAAUCAACUCAAAACAUCCACUCUAUUUUUAACAGCAUGUCCAAAACUGAAACUCAUAAACCUCAAGACACUUAAAUUAGAUCAUUUUACUCUCCUAUCAAAGCACAACCCACAAAUAAUCAAAAUGUUAUCAGAUUAUUUUCACAAACACAAACUGUCAAUUCAAAUAAUCAAGCUCUAUUCAAUGAUCUAAUAUCGAACAUUAAUUACGAAGUCGAAGUAACUGGUACUUAAAUUCAAUCAGUUAAGCAAGUCUUGAAUUUGUAACAGAUAUAUCAAGAGAAUUAAGAUUCUGCCAAUGUGUCAAUUACUCUCAAUCGCAGUGAUCUCAUCAAGUGCAUCAUCAAAGCACCUGAGGAUUCGACUGUCAAUGUCUUAAUUUCUAAUCAUAAUGCCAAAACCCUAUCCUAUGAUUACACUCAAUAAGCCUACAUAUUUUAUGGUAAGCAAUAGGAAGAGUACACAGUAGAAGUAAAUAAGAAGGACUACUUCGAACAAAGACGCUCCAUUUUCCUAUAAGGGAAUUCAGAUGUCAUUAUUCAAUUUGAUUUAAUCAGUUAGGUGCAAACAACCAUGAAAUUCAGAGUAUACGAUUUAAUACAACAAGAGGAAAAUAAUGUAAUAGAUAAUUGUAAAUUGGAAAUUACAAAAAUUAAUUCAAAUGACGAACCCUUGAUUGGAAUUACUAAUGAUUAAGGCAUUUUUAUGUGUUAAGGAGUUAUGUUCAAUAAAAUCAAGGUUUAAGCCUCAAAAAAAGGAUUUCUAAAUAUAUCAUAUGAAUUUGAUGUUAAUGCAAAUAAGGCAGGUGAAUUUUAUUAAAUCCCUAUGAUUCCUGAUUAUUAUAGUUUGAUCAACUAAUAUCAUAUUCUAAUUUAUAUACCUAAUUCUAAUAAUUAUUAGUUAGAUUUUAAUAUGAUUUGUUCAGAUGGUAUUAAGUUAGAUGCAAAAAAUAGAGUCCAUCAAAAUUUGAAAUCAAAAUUGGAUGUAAAAAAACUAAAUUAAAACAGUAUGUUAUAUAAUUUUUCUCUGCACAUCUCAUGUUUGAAUCCAUUCGUAAAUAACAAUCAAUUUUAAUUCAUAAUUGGCAAUCAAGUAAAUAAAAGAAAACCGACUAACUCACCAAAUGAAGCAACGAUUAAAGAGAAUAACGCUAUUAGAUAUCUGACUGAUGUCGCUGCUUAACGUAUAAUAAACUAUGGAAUUGAGGAGUCGAUUAGAAUUUUCAUAACCUAUGGACAUUUGGUUAUUGAUACCUAGGUUAUAUCAACUAAUUAAUUGUUGCAAUAAGAAAAAUGCUUUGGAAUUAUUGAUUUGGAUAAAAGACAUUUGGUAAAAGAAAAUGAAAUUAUUUAGCAAACCAAGAAAUAACAAAAUAUCAAGAAAGUAAAUACUUCUUUCGAUAUGACUACAAUUUUAUCACAAAUUACUAACCAAUAAGUUAACAAAUGA
This is a messenger RNA of Paramecium tetraurelia, 2103 nucleotides long. RefSeq lists its product as uncharacterized. Lineage: Eukaryota; Ciliophora; Oligohymenophorea; Peniculida; Parameciidae. The record is from RefSeq and is a predicted model, not a curated record. The transcript has 4 exons.